AUGAUCAUCUCCGCCGGGCCGCUGUCGAUGGAAGUGGCCGACGCGCCUCCGUCCGACGGCGAGAUGCCCAAGACGCCGGCGCCGGCGCCCGUGCCGCUGUCGGCGGCCCCGUCGUCAGCCGGGCGCCGCGCCGCCGGCCGGCCCGCUCCGCGCCGAGACGCGGAUGGCUCGGCGCCCGGGGCCAACCCGCACGGCGGCUACCACUGCUCCUACUGUGGCAAGUACUUCAGCAGCCGCAGCAACAUGGUCGUCCACGAGCGCACGCACACCCACGAGCGGCCGUACACAUGCAGCUACUGCGGGCGCACGUUCUCGCAGCACGGCCAGAUGGUCAUCCAUGUUCGAUCGCACACCGGACAGAGGCCCUUCAAGUGCAGCCACUGCGACAAGGCGUUCACCUCCAGCAAGGUGCUCAAAAUCCACGUGAGGACACACACCGGAGAGAAGCCCUAUGCGUGUGAACAUUGCGACAAGCGCUUCGCCGCCUACGCCAACCUGGUCGUCCACCGGCGCAUCCACACCAAGGCGCGGCCCUACAACUGCCGCCACUGUAAGCGGACCUUCGAGCACAGCGGCAACCUGCAGCGACACGUCCGCGCACACGGCAUCGCCAACGGAGACGAGGUGGGUGACGACCCGUGCGGGGCCGAGGCCGAGCAGUGUCGGGCGACUGCAGCCGUGGAGGCGGCGGCGGCGGCGGCGGCGACCGCGGCCGGUCUGCGCUGCCGCCUCUGCCAGGCGGCCUACAGCGGGCCGGCCAGUCUGCUGGAGCACCGGUGUCCGAGACUGGUGCGCAGGCCGCGCAGGGGCGCUGCACAAGACACGGCCGAUGCGCAGCCGCUCAGCUUCACCGAGCUGUUCGAGUACAUCGGUCAGCUGCGGCGCCAGGCGACUGAGGAUCCGGCCGCCGUGCCGGCACCCGAGCCGCCCCUGGGUAACCCGCCGGCGACGCCGUGGCAGCCACAUCAGCAGCAGGUGCCGAACCAGCAGCCCGUCGAGACGAGGGAUCCUGACGAGCAGCUGCAGCUUCCCCAGAUCCCGCCCGAGCCCAGUCACGAGAAUGGUUUGGAGCUACCGGUGGCCGCGGCUGAGCUUCAGUCGCUUCAGCCGCUGGAACCAAGUCCCGAGGCGCCUGCUUCACCUCCGAAUGCACAGCAGGAACAGGAACAAGAGGAAGAGCAGUACAGACUGCACGUUCUGCAGCCCAGACCGCGCCUGACAGAACUUCAGCCAAUCAGCAUUCGACGCGACCAGGCGACAUCGCAAGACGAACUCCAAAAGCAGCCAGAACUACAAAAAGAUCAACAGAGUGAAGAAUUGCGGGAUCAGUCUCGUCAGAGUCUUCCGAAUGGUGAGCCUUUACCUCAGCAGCGUCCGCUGGCAGACACUCGGCCAUCACUGCCAUCCUCUGAGGACCAGAGGCACCUCCACAUGCAGUACUACCAUCACCAACAUUAUCUUCAGCACAUUCACCAGCACCAUCAUCAUCAGCAGCAGCUGCUAGUACCGGAGCAGCACUACCAGCCUCCGAUUCCGCCCCUUCCACCCGGGCCCAGCUUCCAGCCGCCAGCCGACCGGCGCGAAGGCUUUCUGCCUCCCGCGUUGAACCGCACUCCGACUGCAGUUCCAUCGCCGACAUCCCCGCCGGUCAGCGCGCAGGGCGUCCACCGCCAGUCGCCAGGCGCGGCUCCGCAGUCUGCUCCCGCCGCCACGUCUCCACUAGCUUCGUCUCCCGCGACCGCAUCUCCGGAGCGGACCGCGACUUCGGUAGGCACGUCACCGCCGCCGCCACCUGCGACAUCGGCUCCGCUACAGCGCUCCUUCUCCACACAGACAGAGCCACUCCGACCACCGUCCGAAAGUCGUGUCUCCUCAGACGAAGCGAUGUCGACGGAGUUGCGGAUUUCGUCCGGGAGCAGCUCUCCACCGCAGCGACGACCUUCCUCUCAGGGACGCCCUCUGUCCAACGAGGGGCGCCCUGCAUCCAGACCACGACCUCCCUCCACAUCUGAGGGAUGCCCCUCAUCCGGAGGACGCUCCCCAUCUGAAAGGCGCCCGUCAGGGGGCCGAAAUCAAAUUUGGGAGGACCUACUGGCGGCUCGGUCUCCACCCAGUGAUCGCACCGUUCACCACCAUCGUCCCUCCGUGUCAGUGCACGCUGCGGCCCAUCAGCGUCCUAGCUCCUCCCUGAGUCGACCCUCUUCCGGAGAGGACUCCUCAUCCACGGACCGUUCCCAGACCACGGCCGACACACCGCGCUCGACCCCUAACUCUACCGUCAUCUCGAGCGCUUUUCUGGCGGCUCGCGACCGUCUCCGCUCCGCCGUCCACCGUCAGCCUCCCGCAGAUCUUCCAGCGGCUGGCGGCGUCCUCCAGCAGCAGAGAGCAGCCCUCCUUCAGAGCGCCGCUGCCUACCCGACCUCACUCGCCGGCUUGUCGCCGCAGCAGCAGCAGCGGUACGCGGCGCACGCGGCGGGACUGGGAGUCCCGCCAUACUACCCCGACUCGGUGAGGAACGGAGCCCUCAUGGCGUACGGCCACGGCAUCCCGCAGAGAAUGGUGAACGGUUUCUUCGCGGCGCUGUAUCAGGGCGGAGCGGCGCCCGACGCCCGAGUCGCGCAGGAUGACGAGCUGGUCAUCACCGUGAAGCCGGCGAGGUCGGAAGCAGCCAGCGCCUUGAAGUCGGCCGUCUCCCCGGCGGGACGCGGCAGGGAGGCCGGGGCGGCCGCCGUGGAGGCACCGGACGUAACCAUCACUCGAGAGACCCAGCCGCCGCCGCCGGCGCCGCACAAGUCGCCCUCACGCGCCGCUGUUCCUCGCGGACGGUCGCGCGCCCCGACGGCGGCAGGUGCGGAUGUUCCGGUCUCUGCUGUGCGCCGGCCUCUUUCCGUUACCGCUCCGCAGGCCUCCGCCGCCGCCCCGCCGCCGCAGGUGCUCAGCCCGCCGGCCAAGCGGCGCCGCGCGUGUCCGGGGCUCGUGCCGCUGAGCGUCGCCCCGCCGACGGCGCCGACGGGCGAGGGUCGGAGGGUGUCAGUCGGUGCGCCGCCGUCGGCCGGGCAGUGGCCGCCAGUCUGGGGCGCCGCACAGGGCCGGAGGGCUCCCGGCGCGAGGUGAGCCCGCAGCGUCACCCGCCACGGAGAGCCCUGUGUUAUCGGCGCAUGGAACGUGGGACUCGGUGCCGUCUGUUGUGUGUUAUGCAGUCGUUCGACCGCGCGGUGAUAUAGAUUGACGGUAGGUGUGUAGUGUGAUCUGGGGCGGUGUCUGAAUAGUCUCUGGUUGUCGGGUGAUGGACUUCAUUGACAGAGCCAUGGGUACCGGAGGCAAUGGACCGGAGCACAGUCUGUGUACAUAAGCUGGUCAGAAAGGGCGGUGUGUGGGUAUGCCUCCUGAGUUCAACAGGAAAAUUUAUGACCCGUAUGCAAGUCACGUCGAAACAUUCGCUACGGUAGUGUCGAUUUCUGAUUAUGCCUUCAAUAGGUGUACUGUCGUUGGUGCUAUCAAAAUUAAUAAUUUUAACAAAAUCGCCAUUUUUCACGGAAAUACGCGAUUUUGGUGGGCAUUUUGAACAUGUGGCAUAACCUAUACAUGUGGCAAGUUUGUCACAUCCACUUUUAUAUAUUGCGAUACGUGUAAUGCCCUAAAGAACGUUAGCGCUUCGUAGUUGAUUUGCGAUGAUUUUUAUUUGAUUUUAACGCAUGAAUUGUUCUUGUAGUAGGUAUUGAGUUAGUGAAAACGUGAUGCGCUCACUUUUGUGAUGUUAGGACGUUUGUUGUUCUUAAGUUAAUGGAUAGAUCACCGCUUGCUUAUGCCUAUCAUGGAACUUUGAGGAGCACUUUAUGCAUAUUUGAGCUAUCUGCACGCAAGUGCGACAACAUGCUGCCAAAACGCCUGUAAAGCGCACGCCUGUUUUUGUUAGUGUAAUAUAUUCCU
Molecule: messenger RNA, 3930 nt
Organism: Amphibalanus amphitrite
Lineage: Eukaryota; Metazoa; Arthropoda; Thecostraca; Balanomorpha; Balanidae
Product: proline-rich protein 36-like
Exons: 1
Coding region: 1-3114 (1037 amino acids)
Biological process (GO): regulation of transcription by RNA polymerase II
Cellular component (GO): nucleus
Molecular function (GO): DNA-binding transcription factor activity, RNA polymerase II-specific; RNA polymerase II cis-regulatory region sequence-specific DNA binding
Source: RefSeq, a predicted model, not a curated record